UUGUGCGCACUUCCCGUAAAAGUUGUGGUCAACUUGAGCACUUAUAAUUUAUCGUUUUUUUCUCGCGAGCUGUCAAUUCAAACCAAUCAGUCAACGCUGACACUAACGCGAGGGCUGGAGAUGUGUUAAAAAGGUAAAUCAAAAUUCGUCUGUCACAUGAUUGGUGAUAUCACAUUGGUGGUGAGACAAGCCUGAGAACUUUCGACUUGUCCAGCGCGUUGGUAUGGAGAAACAGCCCAUUAUGAGCUACCCGAACCCAAACUACGGAGCGGCCAAUUAUGGUUAUCCUCCAGCAGCAGCAGCGGGGGCACCUGCAAUGUUCGCCCCACCCGCAGCAGAGGGACCCAGUGCUCCUCCAGCUAGCAUGUUUGACAGCAUGCCUGGCUAUGAAGGAACUAUUGCAGGAGGAGGAGGUGGAUAUCUGCCUCCUCCAAUGCCUUCUCAGCCAGUCCCUCAGCCUCAACCUGGGCCUGAACAACCACAUUGGAAUAUUCCAUCUAUAAGUGAAGAUACUGCCCGGGACGCGUUUGCCCUGUAUGUGUCCAGCAAGUGCUGCUACAGUUCAGCUCCAGUAAAGGACGGCACUAUCACCAAUAUGGAGGCAUUCAAUACAUACAGGUACCGCCUGGAAACCUUUACUGAAUCAAGAUCUACUGAGUGGAGUCAUGAACCAUAUCAUGGCCAGCCAGUGGAUGCAUAUGUCCAAACACCUCCUGGGCCUUGGGAUAUUCAAGCUAAAUCCCCCAGUUUUUUUAUGGAUAGCAAGGAGAUUAUCAAGGUUCCCUGCACCUCUUCUCUCAAGAACUGCCAUGUUUGUAUGGGAAUGGGCCGAAGACCUUGCACACAGUGUGUCGGUGUUGGUAAUAAAGUUUGUUGGGUGUGCAAUGGAUCUGGUUUCCGCCACGGGGACGAUCGAUGUAACCACUGCAAUGGCAGAGGGAGGGAAAAUUGCAACCAUUGUCAUGGGCAAGGAUCAAGGCAAUGUGACACAUGUCAUGGAAAACAGCAGCUUCUGGUCUACAUCAAACUCACUGUGAAAUGGACCAACAACUGUGAUAACUAUGUUGUGGAACAGUCUAGUGGACUUAAGGUGGAUAACCUAAGCAAGGUGUCUGGCAAGGAGCUUUUCAGAGACUCUCAGUACAUGGUAUACCCAGUGGUGGGCUUCCCCGACCCUGCAGUAGUGCAAGCUGCGCAGCGUCUUGUCAAUGAACACCAGGCCAAGUACUCCCAGACAUCACGCAUUCUACAACAGCGUCAAACCAUAGAGCUGAUCCCUGUCACCAAGGUGACCUACUCAUGGAAAGGGAAAUCACAUAUUUAUUUUGUUUAUGGGAAUGAGUUCAAAGUCAAUGCAGAUGACUAUCCUGCUACCUGCUGCUGCACUGUAAUGUAAUUACAGCCAUUGUGUAUGAAGGUUUGUCUUCAUCCAGGCCACUGGAUAUCCAAAUAAGUCACCUUUACUGAAGAAUUAAGUCGUUUGUAUUUUUAAUUCUUAUUCUUGUAUACAUGCAUCACAGAAAGUCUGAUACAUAAUCAUAUCAUAUUACCCUUAAUCUCUUUUCCCCUUCUAAUUUUUUAAAUGAUCACAAGAAAAGUAUUUGUUUUCUAAAUACUAUAUUUUUGCAGCAAUAUUGUAAUAUGUAAUGUACAUUUUAUCGUUUAAAAAUUGAUUAUCUUGCUUUGCAGUAUUUUAUCGAUAUGAUUACAUUGUAUUUCUUU
Scomber japonicus (chub mackerel) is the source of this 1722-nucleotide messenger RNA. RefSeq names its product ssu-2 homolog, related sequence 1 (gene ssuh2rs1). The record is from RefSeq and is a predicted model, not a curated record. Lineage: Eukaryota; Metazoa; Chordata; Actinopteri; Scombriformes; Scombridae. The transcript is spliced from 13 exons. Gene Ontology annotation, molecular function: heat shock protein binding. Bases 224 to 1396 code for a protein of 390 amino acids.